Molecule: messenger RNA, 1269 nt
Organism: Heterobilharzia americana
Lineage: Eukaryota; Metazoa; Platyhelminthes; Trematoda; Strigeidida; Schistosomatidae
Source: the annotation of a GenBank genome assembly
AUGCAGUUAAAUCAUCGUCUACCUAUUCAUACAAUCAGUUUCAAUUGUAAUGAUCCUGAGGCUAAUGAAUUUCUUAUACAGUUAGCUCAAGAAACUGGUGGUCGAUUUCAUUACUAUAAUGAAUUUCCAAAUGAUAAUAAUAAGCCACAACAAUGGGAGAGUGAAGAUAUAAGACUAUUAGAAAAAGAAUAUCAACUUGGCUUAGAUAAUCUUGAAAAAUUAGCCCAAAUAAGAGAUGAAUGUUAUUUAUUACGUAUGAAGUCAACUAAAAGUAUAAAAGGUGUUCAAAGUAAAACUUAUCAAUUGAAAUCAUUACAAAACAAGUUACCUUCUUCAGAUGUAACAAAUUCAGAUAAAGGUUCAAUAGUUUCAUUUAAACAAAAUCAAUGUAAAAGAUCUUAUUCUAGUCAUCAAUCUACCUAUAAUGAUCAUAAUAUUAACAAUAAAACAAAAGCUAAGUUGAUACAUUGUUCAACUGUUUUGUUUAAUCAAUCUAAAACAAUAAAUUCCAAAAAGUCAACAAUUCGAAAAUGGCAACCAAUUCAAAAACUUUCUAAUGAUCCGUAUUAUCCAAAUCUACAGAGUCUAUGCGCAAAUGUUGACAGUGGAAACGAUUUUGUUUUAUAUGAAACUAAACAGUUACUGGAUCGACAAAGUCAACGGUACAAUGAAGCUAAACGAGAAGAAAUUUCGGCGCACAAGACGAAAAAGCAGCUGAUGGAACUGAAAAAUCAGGAACAAUUUAUACUAUUCCAGAAUGCAUUAGGUCAUCAUGUUGUCUCAGAGGUAUUAAAACAAACUUUACCUAUUGCAUAUGUGAGUAGAACAAAGUUAUUGAAGUGUCCGGAAAUUCGAUUAUUCAAUCCAUUGGCAAUUAAUUUUGAACAAUAUGAAAAGAAUUUAAGAAAUGCUUUAUUCACUAUUGAAAAGAAGUUAAUUGAAAUAAUUUUUCAAUACUUGAAUAAUGAAUCUUUAAAUAGUCUAUGUAAAGAUGUUCAUCUUGAUAAGUAUAAAAAAUGGCGAUCAAAAUUAUGUUGGUAUCAAGAUUAUAAGUGUAUAAUUAAAACAUUUGAAAAAUUGAAUUGGCCAUUUCCACAACAUGAAUUAAUUCUAUUGACAAAUGAACUUGACGCGGGACAAAAAUAUUUGGAACAAGUAAAAAACUUGAAAAAACAAUCAUGUAGAUCAUCUAUAAAAUGUGAUAAUAUAUUGACAACUAGAUAUGCACCAUGUGGUCAUCCUUAUCGAGUAUUAUCAGUGAACAAAUAA